Molecule: messenger RNA, 243 nt
Organism: Aureobasidium subglaciale EXF-2481
Lineage: Eukaryota; Fungi; Ascomycota; Dothideomycetes; Dothideales; Saccotheciaceae
Exons: 5
Coding region: 1-243 (80 amino acids)
Biological process (GO): mRNA splicing, via spliceosome
Cellular component (GO): U6 snRNP; U4/U6 x U5 tri-snRNP complex; Lsm1-7-Pat1 complex
Molecular function (GO): RNA binding
Source: RefSeq, a predicted model, not a curated record
AUGGCAUCUCAAUUGCUUCCGCUAGAGCUCAUCGACAAGUGUGUCGGCUCCAGAAUCUGGGUCAUCAUGAAGGGCGACAAGGAGUUCAGUGGAACAUUACUCGGCUUCGACGACUUUGUCAACAUGGUUCUCGAAGAUGUCACCGAAUAUGACUACACCGGCACAUCCACCAAGAUGUCCAAGAUUCUAUUGAACGGAAACAACAUCUGCAUGCUCAUCCCUGGUGGCAUGCCGGAGCAAUGA